CCUUAUUUAGCUCCAAAGGUCUCUGCAGGCACACUAUUUAAAAGACAGAGCCCUUCAUUAAAAAUACAACAUAUUUUAGCUUUUGCCUAAACACAAUUCAAACCAGACAAGUUUGACUGCCACAAUGAAAUAUUUGGCUCUGGCUUUGCUGCUAUGUGCUGUAGUGUCACUGACAAACGCUCAGUGCUACAAUGUGGCCAUAAAACCAGGCCUGACCCAUUGUCAGGACACUGUAGAUAAGACAUGGCAUCCAGUAGGAUCUUCAUGGAGAAACAGUGACUGUUGGGACUGUACUUGCAGUGGAUGUUGCGCUGCGUAUUCAACCCCCAGACAGUUCCCUGAAGACUGUGUGUCAGUGUUUGACCCGAAGGCGUGUGAAUACAUAGUGCACAAGAAGGACGACCCAUCCGUACUAUGUCCAAUUUAUAGUGCAGUAGGAAAGUGACGGAGUUGUUGUUUUGAGUGGUCUGAAGUAUUUCCUUCUUUUAUUGUAUUCAUGCAGAUGUGAUCCCUCACUGGCUUCCCACAAGGAAACACUGCCCACAACCAAGCAGAAAGCACUGCUGCCAGAAAUUGAAAAUUAAAUACUGCCACAAAUGAAAUUUCAAAUCAAUAAAUACAUAAAUCAUA
This is a messenger RNA of Siniperca chuatsi (mandarin fish), 630 nucleotides long. RefSeq names its product beta-microseminoprotein-like. The transcript has 4 exons. The record is from RefSeq and is a predicted model, not a curated record. NCBI's taxonomy places the organism in Eukaryota, Metazoa, Chordata, Actinopteri, Centrarchiformes, Sinipercidae. Bases 125 to 445 code for a protein of 106 amino acids.